Molecule: messenger RNA, 894 nt
Organism: Solea senegalensis (Senegalese sole)
Lineage: Eukaryota; Metazoa; Chordata; Actinopteri; Pleuronectiformes; Soleidae
Gene: timm8b
Product: translocase of inner mitochondrial membrane 8 homolog B (yeast)
Exons: 2
Coding region: 122-391 (89 amino acids)
Source: RefSeq, a predicted model, not a curated record
GUUACAUCGCAGUCGCAGUGAAAUCAAAGGCAGCCUAAGGUCACCUCAGCUCCCCACGUUGCCUGUAGAAGCACAGUCCAUUUAUAAUUUUUCACGUCUGUUACUCCUGUGUAACGACACCAUGGACAACUUUGAGAAUUUCAACACGUCCGAAAAGGCGCAAGCGGCGGAGUUGCAACGAAUGAUCGCCGUAGAGCAGCAGAAAGCACAGUUCCAGGCUCAGGUGCACAAUUUCACUGACAUCUGCUGGGACAAGUGUGUGGACAGCCCGGGUUCAAAGCUCGACUACCGGACAGAGACGUGUCUAGUGAGCUGUGUGGAGCGAUUUAUCGACACCACCCUGACCAUAACCAACCGCUUCACACAGAUGGUGCAGAAGGGAGCACAUUAAUGACAGACUGGAAGUAUCAAGAGGACUGUAUGAGGACAUUAAUGACAACGUGUAAAGGAUGUGUUUUUAUUUCUUCCUGUUUGGACUGGUGGUGCUUUAGAGGUCCAAAAGAAGUCAUGUGACAUUAGUGAACCGAGACCAAGCACUUCGCCCUCCUGUCUAUUAUCCAUCAUGUUGUAAACACAGUUAAGGAUGGAGUACAGUUCUUUCUUCAGGAUGCUCAUUCACUCAUCUCUGUGAAGAGCAUGUCCAGCUUCAGUUGUGUCCCUUUCUUUGUCACACCAUCAUAAUGUAAGUGAGAAAAGAAGUGAUGAUAAGGAUUUUCAUCAACAUCAUUAUUGACAGUAGCACUGGAUUGUUUUCACAUAUUUAUUUACAAAAAGUUGUAUGUUGAAAAGUGAAAGUUCACAUGAAAGCAUGACUUUAAAGACAAGUGUACACAUACAGAAUUUAAUGGAACUGAAUGAAGUUGGAAAUAAAUAUACAAGUUUAACAAUUCUUAA